GGCGAUACCUACUGUGCGUCACUGCUAGUGCGCGUCCCCUCCUCCUUAAAUUACGUAUUUGUCGCCCACCCUGCUAAAUAACGGGUAUAUCCUAGCUCCCAGUGAAAUAGCCACUCUAUUUUACCACUGUCUCUUGGUUUGAAGACUCGGGGAUAGUACAGCUAUGCGGCGCACAUUAUAAUCUGCCAUUGUUUAGUGCAGUUUUGCACGCGCUUGUGUUUACAGCAUCUCACGAGCAGCGCGUGGGAUAUCGAGUCAGUAUUAAAGCCCUUUCGCUUUUAACCAUGGCAAGCAACGCGCUCCACAGAUUCGUUUGCCUUUGUCGAUACCUACAGGAUCCCUGCCAUGUCGCCAGAUUCCAGCAGCUCUGCGGCGUCCGCGGGACAUUUUCUAAAAAACCAGCCGAGGCUGGCGAGAGUGACGAGGAGCCCGGGGUCAACGGUGCUUGCGUGGGGCAAUGUCAGGGAGACCGCGCGGCUAGUGUUGGGGAUCCAGCACACGGACUAACGGGCCAAAGGCUGAGAAAAAGUUUAAAUGCUGCUGGAAAUGUUGAACAGGACGAGGGUUCCGCUGCUUUUCUCAACGGACCGUCGGAGCGAGACACAGAGAGGGACUCCAAAGGGACAGUGAAGCCUUUACGCAGGAACUCAUUGACUGGUGAUGUUGGCCAGGAGUUCAUCAUCGAGAACAAGUUUCUCUUCUAUCUCUUUACCAUCGGCACCGAGCUGGGCAACGAGAUGUUCUUCAUCGUGUUCUUCCCCUUCUUGAUGUGGAACGUCGACCCUUAUGUGAGCCGGCAGCUGAUCGUGGUGUGGGCCUGGGUGCUGUUCCUCGGCCAGUCCACCAAAGAUCUGGUCCGCUGGACCCGUCCCGCCUCUCCUCCUGUGGUCAAAGUGGAGGUGUUCUACAACACGGAGUACAGCAUGCCCUCCACACACGCCAUGUCCGGCACCGCGCUGCCCUUCUGUCUGUUCCUGCUCACGUGCAGCCGGUGGCAGUACCCAUUCAUGUUUGGAUUGAGCAUCGCUCUGUUCUGGAGUGUCCUCGUGUGCAUCAGCAGGAUUUAUAUGGGCAUGCACUCUGUCCUGGAGGUGAUCACAGGCUUCCUCUACAGUGUGCUCAUCCUGGCGGUCCUUCAGCCCAUGCUGCAUGACAUCGACACCUUCUACCUGUCCCACAGCUACGCCCCUCUGAUCGUUCUGCUUCUGCAUGUUGGCUUCAGCUUGGUGGCCUUCUCAUUGGACUCAUGGAGCACCUCCCGUGGUGACACGGCCCAAGCCUUGGCCACAGCUGCCGGAGCAGCGUUAGCAUCCCGCCUGAACCACCAACUGGGUCUGCAUCCAGAUCCCCCUGAAGAAGCUCUUCCGCUCACUCUGCCCCUGAUCGAUGGGGCUUUAUUGACACGUUCCAUCAUGCGGCUCCUGGUAGGAGUGGCCGUGCUUCUUGCCGUCAGGGCUGCCAUGAAGGUGGUGGCAAUCCCUCUGGCAUGCAAGAUCUUUGGCGUGCCUUCGGAUGAUGUGCGGAAGGCUAGACAACACGCGCACCUGGAACUCGCAUACCGGUUUAUGGUCUACGGCACAGUGGCUUACUGCUGCGUUUUCCUGGUGCCACUUCUCUUCGGCUUCCUUGGCUUAUCCUGAAGAAAAUCCCUCUGUCCGGUCUUGUUAUUAUUUGAUUUUUAUCCAAAACUAAAACAAACUUGGAAAAGCCUUUUGGUUGCAAACACAUAUGAUGUUCAUGAUUUCGAUCAUUUCACCAGCUCCAUUUCCAUGCUAAUUUAUUUUGCUUGUUUUGAAACAUUUGAACAGGGUUUUUGGCACAUUUGCUGCCAACAGUGGGUAAUCAGACAGCUUGAUAGUGAGUGCGCCUGAUGUCAUGAUCUUCAUAGGACCUGUUCAAAGCUCCUGACUGUUUAUAGCCAUACUUAAAAAGGUUUCAAAUGUUUCCUGCAUUUGUCUUUAGUGUUUUUCCCUCAGCAGACUGACAUCCACCCAUCCUGGACCCUUGUUCAUUUAUCUUGCUCAACAAUACGUAGGAUUGUUUCUCGCUGUACAGACUCAGUCUGUGGCCCUUCCCAUCUGUUUUCAUUCUUCUGAAGCAAACUGACCUGAGUGAACCCCCAUGUCAGUUAUUUGAAUCCUUGUCAUGGUUUUCUCACAAGGGCUCAUUCGAAUAACAAUUUGUAAUUUGUGUUCUUCCUAGGGCUUGUUUCUUCUCUUGUGGGUCUAUUCCAGAUCAGUGCUGUGGCUCUAAUGGUUCAUUCAGUGGUUCAGGAAAGACACUCCAAAAUCUGAGAGGUGUAGAAGGUUGUUCUUAUCUAAAAACCGGUUGAGCUCACUCCUCACAAUAAGCGGUAAUGCAUUGAGAGCAUGAGAGGAGGGAACUUCCUGUCAGUAUGAAUGCUGUAUACAUGAACUUCCAUUAGAUGUGUAGCUCUGAAACCCAAGCUAGGAAAAGACAAGAUGAGAUAUGAAUGCAG
Carassius carassius (crucian carp) is the source of this 2479-nucleotide messenger RNA. Its product is annotated as sphingosine-1-phosphate phosphatase 1-like. Bases 285 to 1640 code for a protein of 451 amino acids. The record is from RefSeq and is a predicted model, not a curated record. NCBI's taxonomy places the organism in Eukaryota, Metazoa, Chordata, Actinopteri, Cypriniformes, Cyprinidae. The transcript has 4 exons. Gene Ontology annotation, biological process: sphingosine metabolic process; phospholipid dephosphorylation. Gene Ontology annotation, molecular function: sphingosine-1-phosphate phosphatase activity. Gene Ontology annotation, cellular component: endoplasmic reticulum membrane.